CUGCUUCUUUUUUUUAUUUGCUAUUUUCUUGCUUGCUUGGAUCGGUUUAGAUUUGGCCUUUUUUUUUUUGUGUUUUAGGCUUAAUACUUGUUUGUUUGCUGAGAAAAUAGAGAAAGUGAAGAAAAGUUUCUAAUUCUGACAAUUCUUUGCUAUGAAAUUUCUUUAAUUAUUUAUUUCUUUAUUGUUUAGAUUACUUAAAUUGUUUCUUGUAAUUUUUAAACGGUCAAAUGGAAAGUUUGAAAAGGAGUAGUGCAAUUAUAUGAAGCUUGCGGUUUUGAUUGAAGAUUUCAACGAAUUUUAAGUUAAUAUUGGAUCCAGGAUUUAAAUUUGCUGAAGGCUUAUAUGAAGUUGUGAUGUUUCCCACUGUUUAAUAGAUAGUAAAUUCUAGUUGUGAUAGUUGAAGCUUUAACCAUCUUUAUGCUUUGAGCUUGUUAAUGGCAACCGCGGAUUGAAGAGCACUGGGGUGUGUGUCUUAAACAAUGGUCCCCGCCAUUUGCAUUGCCUGGAUAAGUUCUCAAGUGGGGUCUUGUAUUAAAGCUAGAUAGAACUUUUGGUGAAAACUGAAAAAAAGUUCAUGGGUUCUCCUACUUCUGAUCCUAUCGGAUAUGCUGAUGUAAAUUCGGGAAACAAUGGUGUAACCAGCUUAAGCGUCCCUGAAAAUGGUGAUUCAGGGGGAAAGGUUGUUGAGAAAAUUGAAAAUGGUGUUGCUGAUUCUGAUCAGGCGAAUGAGGAUUCACCAUAUAUUGGGAAUGCUAUUUUGGUUGAGGACAGGCCUUCUGUGGGUGAUGAGGACGUGGACUCUGCAGCAACACCAUUACCUUCGGUCUCAAAGUCUAACAUCGGUUGCAGGUGGAGUGACAUAACAUCCUAUGCCACAAAAAAGAAAGUUCAGUCUUGGUUUCAACUUCCAAGUGGGAAUUGGGAGCUGGGGAGGAUAAUGUCAACUUCAGGGAUAGAGUCUAUUAUUUCUCUUCCUGAUGGGAAAAUUUUAAAGGUGAAUUCUGAUAGCUUGAUACCUGCAAAUCCUGAUAUCCUUGAUGGUGUGGAUGAUCUCAUGCAACUUAGUUUUUUAAAUGAGCCAUCAGUGUUGUUCAAUCUCCAGUAUAGAUACAAUCAAGAUAUGAUAUAUACAAAAGCAGGACCAGUUUUGGUUGCUAUCAAUCCUUUUAAAAAAGUUUCUUUAUAUGGAAAUUAUUAUAUUGAAGCAUACAAGAACAAAUCCAUUGAGAGCCCGCAUGUCUAUGCGAUUGCAGACACAGCCAUCCGGGAAAUGACACGAGAUGAAGUAAAUCAAUCUAUCAUCAUAAGUGGUGAGAGUGGAGCUGGAAAAACUGAGACAGCAAAGAUAGCAAUGCAAUAUUUGGCAGCUCUUGGUGGUGGGAGUGGAAUAGAGGAUGAAAUAUUGAAGACCAAUCCCAUCUUAGAAGCAUUUGGUAAUGCAAAAACAUUAAGAAAUGACAACUCAAGCCGUUUUGGAAAGUUGAUUGAAAUCCACUUUAGUGAAACUGGAAAAAUAUCUGGGGCCAAGAUUCAAACUUUUUUACUAGAGAAGUCUAGAGUGGUCCAAUGUGCCGAGGGAGAAAGGUCUUAUCAUAUAUUUUAUCAGCUUUGUGCUGGUGCUCCUCGUGCUCUCAGAGAGAAGCUAAAUUUGAAGGAUGUGGAUGAUUAUAAAUAUUUGAAGCAGAGUAAUUGCUAUUCUAUUGCUGGGGUUGAUGAUGCUGAACAAUUUCGCAUUGUUAAGGAAGCUUUGGAUGUUGUCCAUGUUAGCAAAGAAGACCAAGAGAGUGUCUUCGCAAUGCUUGCUGCAGUACUGUGCCUGGGAAAUGUCUCAUUUGCCAUGAUUGAUAAUGAAAACCAUGUUGAAGCUGUGGCAGAUGAAAGUCUAAUCAAUGUUGCUAAGUUGAUUGGAUGUGACACUGCAGACCUUAAUCUGGCUUUAUCAACUCGCAAAAUGAGAGUUGGUAAUGAUAAUAUUGUCCAAAAACUAACACUAUCACAGGCUGUUGACACAAGAGAUGCCUUGGCAAAAUCAAUUUAUGCUUGUUUGUUUGAGUGGCUGGUGGAACAAAUUAACAAAUCACUGGCCGUUGGCAAGUGGCGAACUGGCAGAUCUAUCAGCAUUCUUGAUAUUUAUGGCUUUGAAUCAUUUGAUAGGAAUAGUUUUGAGCAGUUCUGCAUUAAUUAUGCAAAUGAGAGAUUGCAGCAGCACUUUAAUCGUCAUUUAUUCAAGUUGGAGCAGGAGGAAUAUAUCCAAGAUGGCAUUGACUGGGCAAAAGUUGAUUUUGAUGAUAACCAAGAUUGUCUUACUCUUUUUGAAAAGAAACCUUUGGGAUUAUUGUCUCUGUUAGAUGAGGAGUCCACUUUUCCAAAUGGCACUGACUUCACAUUUGCCAACAAGCUCAAGCAGCAUUUGAAUUCCAAUUCUUGUUUUAGAGGAGAGCGAGAAAAAGCUUUCACUGUCUCUCAUUUUGCAGGAGAGGUUACAUAUGACACAACUGGAUUUCUAGAGAAGAACAGAGACUUACUGCACCUGGAUUCAAUUCAACUACUGUCCUCGUGUUCAUGCCACCUUCCUCAGACAUUUGCAUCAAAUAUGCUUAACCAAUCUGGAAAGCCUGUGGUGGGUCCUUUACAUAAAGCUGGUGGUGCAGAUUCUCAAAAGUUAAGUGUUGCAACAAAGUUUAAGAGUCAACUCUUCCAACUAAUGCAACGUCUAGAGAGCACUACUCCACAUUUCAUACGUUGUAUAAAGCCCAACAACUUUCAGUCUCCUGGAUCAUAUGAGCAAGGACUUGUUUUGCAGCAGCUGAGAUGUUGUGGUGUCCUAGAGGUUGUUCGUAUAUCACGGUCUGGCUUUCCGACCAGAAUGUCUCACCAGAAGUUUGCCAAAAGGUAUGGUUUUCUUCUACUGGAAAAUGUUGCCUCUCAGGAUCCGCUUAGUGUUUCAGUUGCAAUUCUUCAUCAAUUCAACAUUUUGCCUGAGAUGUAUCAAGUUGGCUACACAAAAUUGUUUUUCCGUACUGGGCAGAUUGGGGCUCUUGAGGAUACAAGGAAUCAUACACUUCAUGGUAUUUUACGUGUUCAAAGCUGCUUCAGAGGGCACCAAGCUCGCAGCCACUUUAAGGAGCUUCAAAGAGGAACUGCUACCCUUCAGUCAUUUGUCAGAGGACAGAAAACCAGGAAAGAAUUUGCUGUCUUACUGCAGAGACAUAGAGCUGCUGUUGUUAUACAAAAGCAGAUUAAAGGCAGGAAUGCUAGGAAAACAUUCAAGAACAUUAAUAAUGCUUCACUUGUGAUACAAUCAGUAAUUCGUGGCUGGUUGGUCAGAAGAUGCUCUGGAGAUAUAGGAUUAGUCAAAUCUGGGGCCUCUAAGGCAAAUGAAUCAGAUGAGGUGCUGGUCAAGUCAUCAUUUCUCGCUGAACUGCAGCGCCGAGUUCUUAAAGCUGAGGCUGCUCUGAGGGAGAAAGAAGAGGAAAAUGACAUCCUCCACCAGCGGCUCCAACAAUAUGAAAGCCGUUGGUCUGAGUAUGAGCUAAAAAUGAAUUCCAUGGAAGAAGUGUGGCAGAAACAAAUGAGGUCACUGCAAUCCAGUCUCUCCAUUGCAAAGAAGAGCCUAGCAGUUGAUGAGUCUGAGAGAAAUUCAGAUGCAUCAGUUAAUGCAAGUGAUGAUAGAGAGUAUAGCUGGGAUACAGGAAGCAAUCAUAAGGGUCCUGAGAGCAAUGGUUUGAGACCGAUUGGUGCAGGUUUGAGUGUUAUAAGUCGGUUGGCAGAGGAAUUUGAGCAGAGGAGUCAAGUUUUUGGUGAUGAUGCCAAGUUCUUGGUGGAAGUAAAAUCAGGACAGGUUGAAGCAAGCCUGAACCCAGAUCGUGAGCUUAGAAGGUUGAAGCAGAUGUUUGAAACUUGGAAGAAGGAUUAUGCAGCAAGAUUACGAGAAACAAAAGUGAUCUUGAAUAAACUUGGAAAUGAAGAAGGUGCACUUGACAAGGUGAAAAAGAAGUGGUGGGGAAGGAGGAACAGCACAAGCCAACGAGAAGACGAUCAUGAACACCCUUCUGAAGCAUUGUCCUCAGUGGCAGGAGGGGUAGUUGCAUUGGGAAAGUUUGACGCUCUUCACAUCGGCCAUCGAGAACUUGCAAUUCAAGCAUCAAAGGUUGGAACUCCAUAUCUUUUGUCAUUUGUAGGAAUGGCAGAAGUCCUUGGUUGGGAGCCUAGGCCUCCUAUAGUUGCCCAAUGUGAUCGUAAGCGUGUUCUUUCCUCUUGGGCUCCAUAUUGUGGUAAUGUGGCUCCCAAGGAAUUCCAAGUACAAUUUAUGAGUGUUAGACAUCUUACACCAAGGCAGUUUGUGGAGAAGUUAGCGAAGGAGCUUGGAGUAUGCGGAGUUGUGGCAGGUGAAAACUAUCGGUUUGGCUAUAAGGCUGCUGGUGAUGCUUCAGAAUUGGUGAGGCUAUGUGAUGAGUUUGGUAUGGGUGCUUACAUAAUAAAUUCUGUCAUGGACAGGCACCAAGAUGCCAGAAAUAUGAACUGUUGUGAUUUAAAAGAGAGAGGACAAGUUUCUUCUACUCGUGUUCGACAUGCUCUAGCUGAAGGUGACAUGAAAUAUGUGUCAGAUCUUCUAGGCCGCCAACAUCGUUUGUUAUUGGUGGUGAAAGACUGGGAAAGCUCAACUAUUACUAGCAGAAAACAUAGGGUGUCAGCUCCAAAAUCUUCUUUGCUAAAUCUACCACCAAAAGAUGGUUUUUACGAGAACUGUUCUCUUUUAUUUGGGGAACAAAAACCAGUAACAUGUAGAGUAUCUAUUGAUAAAACACAUAUCCAUCUAGAGGUGAAUCAGGUAGAUUUUUGUGAUUAUGAUUACUCUCAAAACUCCCAGAUCUUGGGUAUUGAAUUUGGUGAAUUAGGAGUUAAUUGUGUUUAGUAUACGUGUCAAUUAUUAAGUUAAUUUCAGGAAAGUAUUUCAUGGGUGAGGAUUUUCAUCCAUGUUUUAAAGCAUUUAGCAUAUAUAACUUCCCCAUAUGAGAGGGGCCUGUAUUUUUUUUUAUCAAUUAAAUUAUAUUUGUAUAUUGCAGAAGAAUA
Messenger RNA from Durio zibethinus, 5073 nucleotides. Lineage: Eukaryota; Viridiplantae; Streptophyta; Magnoliopsida; Malvales; Malvaceae. The record is from RefSeq and is a predicted model, not a curated record.